Molecule: messenger RNA, 5107 nt
Organism: Aquila chrysaetos chrysaetos
Lineage: Eukaryota; Metazoa; Chordata; Aves; Accipitriformes; Accipitridae
Gene: TUBD1
Product: tubulin delta 1
Exons: 11
Coding region: 264-1838 (524 amino acids)
Biological process (GO): microtubule cytoskeleton organization; mitotic cell cycle
Cellular component (GO): microtubule; cytoplasm
Molecular function (GO): structural constituent of cytoskeleton; GTP binding
Source: RefSeq, a predicted model, not a curated record
GCACGGAGCAUGCGCAGAGGGCGCGGCGAAGCCGCGCGGGAGGAGCAUGCGUAGUGCCCUCGGCGAAGCCCAGCCGACCGACCCUCGUGCCCUACCUGCCCGGAGUCCCUUCUGAGCAUGCGCGAAGCGGGUUGUUCGAAGGCGCGUCUCGCUCCGAACCGGCGGGGAAGGGGAUCGCGGAGCCAGGUGGCUGCGCAUGCGCCGUCGGCGCCCGAGCGCCUCAGCGCGGGGGGAGUCGAGGCUUAAAUACAAAGUGAAUAAGAAUGUCAAUAGUCACAGUCCAGCUUGGUCAGUGUGGUAAUCAAAUUGGUCAUGAGGUGUUUAAUGCUAUCUGCAGUGACGUCCAUGGCACACAUGGGUUGUGUUCCAAGAAGGAGAAUGAAUCCUACCAUGAUGCUUGCAAAGAACGUUUUUUCUGCGAGGAGGAAUCUGAAGUACCUGUUGCCCGGGCUGUGCUUGUUGACAUGGAACCUAAAGUAAUCGGCCAAACCUUAUCAAUGGCUGCCAGGUCUGGCUACUGGAAAUACGGUGACCAGUCACACUUCUGUCAGAAGCAAGGGUCAGGGAACAACUGGGCAAAUGGUUAUUCUGUUCACGGGCCUAGACACAAAGAAGUAAUAAUGAAUUUGGUGCAAAAAGAAGCAGAGAAAUGUGAUCGACUCGGUGGAUUUUUCACAAUAAUGAGCAUGGCUGGUGGUACAGGAUCUGGCUUGGGUGCAUAUGUGACCCAAUGUUUAAGAGAUGCUUUUCCAACGUCAUUUAUAUUAAACCAUGUUAUCUGGCCCUACGGCACUGGUGAGAUCAUUGUUCAAAACUACAAUUCUGUUUUGACUCUGUCACAUCUGUACCAGUCAUCAGAUGCCCUUCUUGUUCAUGAAAAUGAUGUCAUCCACAAGAUCUGUGCUCAGCUGAUGAAUAUUAAACAGAUCUCCUUCAGGGAUGUAAAUCAAGUCAUUGCACAUCAACUGGGGAGUGUUUUCCAGCCCACUUACACAGCAGAAUGUGGCUUACACUAUAGCAGAAACCCAUUAGGAGACUUAAUGGAGACGUUAGUUCCACAUCCCGAAUUCAAGAUGUUGGGUCUUCGUAACAUACCUCAGAUGCCUGAAAACUCCCUCGCUUAUAGCACAUUCAGUUGGCCUGGACUCAUCAAGCAUUUAAGGCAGAUGCUCAUUGCUAAUGCUAAAAUGGAGGAAGGUAUUGAUUGGCAAGUACGACCACCACGUCUAGGCUCCUCCAUCCCCUCCAGUCAUUCCACAAACAAGCCACUGCAGUUCAAUACUUCCAUUGCCAACCUGGUUAUCCUGCGAGGAAAAGAUAUGCACAGCGUAGACUUAGGAAGUUUCCGAGAUCCCUCAUUAUAUACAUCAUGGCUAAACCCUCAGGAUGCUUUUAACACGUGGAAAACACCAAGAGCAUUUAACAAGUACGAGAAGUCUGCUUCUUUGGUCAGCAAUAGCCAGUUCCUGCUGAAACCUCUUGACAAUGUUGUAGGAAAAGCUUGGAAUAUGUUUGCUUCCAAGCCAGGUACAGGAGCACUAAAAUCCCCCCCGGAGCACCUGUUCUCAGAGCAGCUCUGGCACAAGACACCUAGAACGGCCAACACGCUUCUUGACAAGAUUCAAGUAACUGUACAAUUGAAUCUGAAGAAAACAAAAGAAACGGGAGGAAAGAUUGCACAAGAAGUUAAGAUAAACAGCACAGGCAAUUCAAGUUUGCAAGGAACAAAGGGUCAGGAAAGGAGACAGCAUGGUCCAGUUUCUUUCAGAGACAGAAAAGAAAUGCUGAGCACACAACCCUGCUUUUUCAAGCCUUUUCAACAGAUGGAAAGAGCCUAAGAAACAUGCAGUCUCAGGAAAGACACAUGGUCCCUUAAAACUCACAUGGUUUCUACACGUAAGUGUGAGCCUCGAAAAAAGUAUUUAUGGUUUUAGUUAGCAGCAACUUCUGCAAGAGAACUGCCAGUCUCUUUCCUGACAAUAUGGAAGGAAAAUAGACGUACCACAAGGUCAUUGCAUGCAGAUAGAACGAGCUUUGGGAAAUGCAUCUAAUCUCUUAAAGAAUUUUUUAUACUUUGUCAAAUGGUUCGAGGCAAUUUAACCUCCCCAGGCACACUGGGCGCCGGUGGUGCCUGUGCUCAAGUAGGUUAGAGCUCUGGCUGAUACCUUCCACCAAAUCGAUGCCACCUUUCAGUGAAAAGGCUUUAGACCUUAGAAAUGUCGUGCAGAUCAGCUGGUACCCAAGUAAGGUAAUAGGUGAAUUCCUACAGACUGAUGUCAUCAAUCAUAACUGUGGUCACAAUCUUGUGUAAAACCAGGCUAAUGAACACUUCCACGUAGUUCAUAGAAUUUGCCUAGAUCUGAGAUAUCUUUGAGAUAAGUGCAACACUCCCUAUAGCAAAAGCAGCUAAAUGACACACUACCAAGGCCACAAGGAAAAAAAAAGUUCCAACCACCUCUUAUGAGAAGGCAGAAUCAGACCUGCAUGGCCUGCUCUGUCAUAUUAGCUUUUUUAAAAAAAUCAAACAAAAAAAAACCCCCAAAAACCAAAACUGGUGGAUUAUGCCUUAAAUCACGUGUACUAAACAGACAGCCCUUCCCUCGCAGGACCCCUCGAGCAGGAACAGAGCAGCAGUCACCAGAGAAAAGACACCAACUUGCACUUUUUACAAGGACAGAAAAGCAGUUUCUGAGGCCAUCGGAGAAGGGUGCGGCAGGGCAGUUAUCAGAGCAGGGAACAAUACACCGAGCUGAGGAGUCCUAUCUCUUGCUUUUCAUCAGGAAAUAGCAGCUAGUUUCCUUAUUACCAGCUGCCUGGGCAACUCAUUUAAGCUUCUUGGGAAACCAGAAGAACAAUUAAGCUGGGAGUAACUCCCUUGAAACAUGAAGAUGCAGCACACUUACUUAUCCAUAUCUGCACAGCUCGUCAAAUGAGGUUUAAAGAAAGAUGACCUUUGAUUUAAUGCUAAGGUAGUCAGCGCUCUUUGAAUCAUUCCAUGAGUGAAUAAUAAUAAAAAACCUCUAAGACAAUAAACGGUAGUGUUGAAGGCAAACUAAAACAAAGCUUGGCCAAUUUGACAGGUUCACAUUUGCACAUUUGUUUUACCACAACUGAACAUCACUAGCAGUGAAGAGGCUAGAUGACUUCACAGCUCAGCAGCCUCUUCACUUUAAAUUCGGCACAGAGUAACAGUCAGCUUUUUUAACCAAAAUACCAUUUUGCUGAAUUCCUGACACAUGCCAAGAAGCCCAUCACAGAUUGCUGGGCUCUUCCCACUGCUUGUACCUGGGAGGCAAUGUCUUUUGGACAUCUGAUGGCAGUUUCUGCACUUGAGCUCCUUUCACUGUUUUGACAACUGACCCAGGUUGUUACAGCCUCUCCCAUUGAUGCCACUGCCAAAACAUUGUUUUGCUGCCUUUUAUGAAAGCUGAGUGGAUGCAUCAAUAAGCAAGUGAAAUGGAUAAAGAAAUAAAUGCUAGUAUUUCAUGCCCUCAGUUAGAGACUUGAAUUAGGAAAGUCACAGCAGGCUCAAAGAAUUUUUCACUAUAAUCCUUUUAAAAAUGAGUUUGUAAGAGCAUAUGCAAAUAUUUACCCUCAAUCUAGUUCUGAAUGCAUUAGCAGGGUGUUUCGCAGGGAAGGCCAUUGCUUCACUCCCCAUUUCCUGAAGAGGUUACAGCAAUCCACCAAGGCUCCAGCAAUUAAACCCUCACCUGGACCAGCCUGCUCCCAGCAAGGGGUGGCAGCCCAGCAGGAAGCCCUCCCUGGCUAUUGCUCUCCCACUUUCACACUCCACUUAGUGCUGCAGUCUGGAGAAGGCUGGGCAGAGUACUUACUGUUUUUUCUUCUUCCUCUCCAAAAAAAAAUAAUACAGAUUUACAGGGGGGGAAAAAAAAUUUAAAUCUCAGAAAAGCAAUUUCAAUUACCUUAUACAUAAUUACAUUCAACCUUUUAACUGCUGAUUACAAAGUAUUUUUUUAACCAUGUGCUUCAAAGAAAACAAUUACUUUUACCUCCAAGGAACACACUCCAUCACCACUUGCUUUUACACCUGCAAUCAAUUUUGUUCACUAAUAUUUAUAUUUAUGCUUGAUAAUCAGGGAAACAUCCACAGUAUUUGUGCUUGCAAUUAGCAAUGCCUGCAGUGAGAGGGAGGCUGAUUCUAACAAAUUAAAUAAUGAAACCAAAAAGCACAGCAGGGAAGGACCUUCUGGAACAGCAUUAAGCCAUCUUCAAGUAUUAAUGACAAGUAUCUUUUAGCAUGAACAGGCAGCUGGGUGAUUUCAGAGGGAGCUGCUUUAAUAAGAAAUACAGUAUGACAUUGGGAUGGAGGUAAGAAACUAGAAGCAGAGACAAGGGAGCAGGAGGUGUCCCAGUGGUUUUGAAGUGUGGAACUAGAUGAUUCAAACGUCUGACAUGGUCUGUGCUGGUCUCUUGGCUCGGCCUGGCACAGACCAGUGUGACCUUUUUAGCUUUGCUCCCAUCUACACAAUUCUUGCCCUGAUGGGGUACAUUGUGGCUGCCAGGGAGAGGGGCACACCAGCUUGCUUACAUCUCACAGGGCCUUCAAAGUACAUUGUUGGUGGGGCACAAUUCACAGGUCAGGCAGUAAGCUAGUAGACAAUUACGUGGAGGAUUAGCUGCAAUCCUACCUGACCUUAGCUCUGAUGUGCUUCUCUGAAUUGUUAGGCUGGCAAUACGGCCAACUUUCUGCUUUGCUUGCUAUUUACAGUGCACUUCUGAAAGCAGAGAUUUAGCCAUGUUCCACAGAUGAUGAGACCAAAAAAAAAAAUCUCUAUCACCUCCAAGUCAUCUUUGAUGUUUAACCAAACAUUAGUUAUUGUUACGAGGGCUGUUACUUCUGUGUGAUUUUCAGUAAUUCCAAGAAAAAAAGCAAGAUACUUCAUUCAGUGUCUAGACUGCAAGAAGAAUCAGCUAAAAAUGCAGUGAUCUGUGCCAAGAUUGUUUCUCUUGCAACAGGGCUCACUUUGGAUUUUUCUCUGACACACUUUAAACUAGAUGAUUGACUGCUUCCAAUGUGUAACUGAAAAUAUGUACAACAAAAGGAAACCUUGGAUUAAGGGAGCAAAAUACAUGUUUUCAGAUGAAA